AUGCUCACCAAAUCCCUCUUCGCUUCCCUGACCCCCUUGAGACACUCGUUGCGACCUCGCUACAGUGUCUCAGCACGGCUUCCUCUACCCAGCAAUGUCGUUGUCCGAUACAGUUCCUACUCGCCGUUGGGUAAGACCUCUUCGGACUCCCGCAAGAAAGUAACCAUCCAAACACUCCAAACCAUGUACAAAAAGGGCGAUCCCAUCACGGUACUUACAGCCCACGAUUUCCCUAGCGGCCAUGUAGCCGAUGCCGCGGGAAUGGACGUGGUUCUUGUCGGAGAUAGCCUGGCCAUGGUUGCGUUAGGAAUGGAGGAUACAAACGAGGUGGCGAUGGAAGACAUGCUGGUUCAUUGUCGAAGCGUGUCUCAUAGUAGACCUCCCCAUGGCUCGUACGAACUAUCCCCCGAGCAGGCACUCCAAUCCGCCAUCCGGAUGGUCAAAGAAGGCGGCAUGAAAGCCGUGAAACUCGAAGGCGGGCAGGAAAUGGCGCCUACCAUCCGGCGAAUCACCCAGGCUGGGAUCCCCGUCCUGGCACAUAUCGGACUAACGCCGCAACGACACCAUUCCAUCGGCGGGUUUAGGGUUCAGGGCAAGUCCGUCGCGGGAGCAGUCAAGGUAAUGCGGGACGCCCUUGCCGUGCAGGAAGCCGGGGCGUUUAUGGUUCUGGUCGAGGCUGUUCCCGGGGAGGUUGCUGCUUUGAUAACGGAGAGGCUUCGUGUUCCGACGAUCGGGAUCGGGGCUGGGGUUGGCUGUUCGGGACAGGUGCUGGUGCAGGUGGAUAUGCUCGGGAAUUUCUCGCCGGGGAGGUUCGUGCCUAAGUUUGUGAAGACUUAUGCGGAUGUUUGGGGAGAGUCGAUCAGGGGUAUUGAGGAGUUUAAACGCGAUGUUAAGAGUAGGGCUUUUCCUUCGCGCGAGUAUACCUAUCCGAUUUCUGAGCAGGAGCUGUUGGAGUUUCGGAGUGUGGUGGGUGAGGUAGUGGACCAGGAGAGUGGACAUAGUGAGUAG
Messenger RNA from Aspergillus nomiae NRRL 13137, 1008 nucleotides. Its product is annotated as 3-methyl-2-oxobutanoate hydroxymethyltransferase. Gene Ontology annotation, cellular component: mitochondrion. Gene Ontology annotation, biological process: pantothenate biosynthetic process. NCBI's taxonomy places the organism in Eukaryota, Fungi, Ascomycota, Eurotiomycetes, Eurotiales, Aspergillaceae. The record is from RefSeq and is a predicted model, not a curated record. Gene Ontology annotation, molecular function: magnesium ion binding; 3-methyl-2-oxobutanoate hydroxymethyltransferase activity. The transcript is spliced from 2 exons. The coding region runs from base 1 to 1008 and encodes 335 amino acids.